Molecule: messenger RNA, 906 nt
Organism: Trichoderma citrinoviride
Lineage: Eukaryota; Fungi; Ascomycota; Sordariomycetes; Hypocreales; Hypocreaceae
Exons: 2
Coding region: 1-906 (301 amino acids)
Molecular function (GO): GTPase activity
Source: RefSeq, a predicted model, not a curated record
AUGAGCAAGUUCGGCGCCAUGAUCAUGGGCCCCGCGGGGGCGGGCAAGUCCACCUUCUGCGCCGCCCUCAUCACCCACCUGCAGCUCAACCGCCGCUCGGCCUUCUACAUCAACCUCGACCCCGCCGCCGAGACGUUUGAGCACACGCCCGACCUCGACAUCAAGGAGCUCAUUUCCCUCCAAGAUGCCAUGGAGGAGCUGGGCCUGGGGCCCAACGGCGGACUAAUCUACUGCUUCGAGUUCCUCAUGGAGAACCUGGACUGGCUGACGGAAGCGCUGGACUCGCUCACCGAGGAAUACCUCAUCAUCAUCGACAUGCCCGGCCAGAUCGAGUUGUACACGCACAUUCCCAUUCUGCCAAGGCUGGUCAAGUUCCUGACGCAGUCUGGCGCUCUCGACAUCCGUCUCGCCGCCGUCUACCUCCUCGAGGCUACUUUCGUCGUCGACAGGGCCAAGUAUUUCGCCGGUACGCUUAGCGCCAUGAGCGCCAUGCUCAUGCUCGAGAUUCCCCACAUCAACGUGCUGUCCAAGAUGGACCUCAUCAAGGACCAGGUCAAGAAGAAGGAUCUGAAACGCUUCAUCACGCCCGACGUUGCGCUUCUGGAUGACGACCCCCUGGAGCGCAGCAGGAGGAUAACCGAGGGUCCCGAAGGGGAGGAUGACGAAUCCGUCCCGCCCGAUGACAAGAGCCAGGUGAUGAAGGGCGCCAGCUUCCGCCGCCUCAACAGAGCCGUGGCCGGCCUCAUCGAGAGCUUCAGCAUGGUUAACUACCUGCGGCUGGACGUGACAAACGAGGACAGCGUUGCGGGGAUCCUUAGUCACAUUGACGACUGUAUCCAGUAUCACGAAGCGCAGGAUCCAAAAGAGCCCGAUGACGAGCGUGACUACGACGAAGAGGAGGACUGA